Messenger RNA from Babesia bovis T2Bo, 1146 nucleotides. RefSeq lists its product as uncharacterized. NCBI's taxonomy places the organism in Eukaryota, Apicomplexa, Aconoidasida, Piroplasmida, Babesiidae. The transcript has 2 exons. The coding region runs from base 85 to 975 and encodes 296 amino acids. The record is from RefSeq and is a predicted model, not a curated record.
CAUCCAAACUAAUGAGAGCCGGAUAAUGCGCAACGUUCCCUCCGGUGUGUAUCGACAGAUCGCCAUUAAUAAAUUGUUAUAAAAAUGGACAGUUUUGGAUUCGGUGUACUUGGAGACAUUUUUGCUUCUGGCUCAGGGUCAGCGAGAGAAGAAGAAACUGCCUCUCGUCCAAAAGCCUCGCCGAGGACAGAGCCCGUUGUCGACUACACUCCUCCAGAAAUCGCAGCUUUUCAGGCUUCAACCGCACAAAAGACCACAAAAAAGUAUACUGGGUUAUCCGAUGCGCUGUUACCCAUUAAAAUAUCUCAAGUGUUACGCUGUGUUAGUGACGAAAAUUUGAAAUUUGUCCUAUACAACAACCCAGUAGGAUCCAUUUGUCUAAUUGGCAAAGCAACUAACAUUGACAAAUUGGCUUCUGCCAUACAAUUCACCUUAGUGGAUGAAACGGGGCGGAUUGCUGUACAUUAUAAUUAUGAAGGAAUAUUCAUUAAUGAUGGUGAUCAUGUGCAAGUCGUAGGAACAGUUGUAUUGUUAACUUCAGAGAACUAUUACAUUGAUGCUCAGCAUGUAAUGAUUUUAGAUUUACAGAAAUACAACUAUGAGGAACUCCUUGCUUAUCACAACGUAUCGGUUGCCUAUGCGGCGUAUAAUUUGGAUCUUGGAGCUAAGUUAGAUCUUUCCAAGAAGCAUGAAGGGAAGAUUGUUCAUCUUCCUGGCCACAGACAAGGAUCAAUCACCGUGGCUGAACUAGAUUCAGUUGAAUUGGAUGCUAUAUAUGCUCAUAUCGUUGACCCUAUCGAGCGACUAAUCAUUAAGUACCUCAAGAAACGCCAGGACACGGUGGCUAAACGCAAGGAGCUCGUAGCGUGUUUAUCGGAACAAUACGUGGAUUCUGUAAUCGAGGAGGCAAUCAACCGCUUAGAGCAAGAGGCGGAAAUCGCGUGUACUAAAGACUUGAUUUGUCUUCCUAUUUAGCUGUUUACAUUGUUGAUAUCAAUUAGUUUACCAGUUGCAGCCAGUACAUCACUUUGUACAGCGGUGCCAAGUUCCCGGCCGGUUCGAUUAGACUUCCAUUUCCCAUUUUCGGGGGAGAAAUAAUCAACACCACUAAAUGAGCUAUACCAUAUCUGCUGUGAAGCUUCAUGU